Molecule: messenger RNA, 3201 nt
Organism: Phascolarctos cinereus (koala)
Lineage: Eukaryota; Metazoa; Chordata; Mammalia; Diprotodontia; Phascolarctidae
Gene: COG1
Product: component of oligomeric golgi complex 1
Biological process (GO): intra-Golgi vesicle-mediated transport
Cellular component (GO): COG complex; Golgi apparatus
Source: RefSeq, a predicted model, not a curated record
AGUCUGACCCUAACAAAUAUGGCGCCUCAGCCCAAGCCACGUAACAUCCCCCUAACAGCCUCUAUGGAGAGCGGAAGCGGCCAGCCCCAAACAAAGAUGGCGAGGGAAGUACGGGAGCCUGGCGGAAGUUACCUCCCACCCACUCGCCCCGCCCCAUCCCGCAGUGCAGACAGCGCCAAGAUGGCGGCCGCGAUGGCCGGUCCGCCGGCUCUGAAGCGGCCGGAGCUGCGAGACGCCGCAGCGCUGUUCGAGGCACAUGGAGCGGAGGAGAUCCGCGGGCUGGAGCGACAGGUACGAGCGGAGAUCGAGCACAAGAAGGAGGAGCUGCGGCAGAUGGUGGGCGAGCGCUACCGCGACCUGAUCGAGGCGGCCGACACCAUCGGGCAGAUGCGCUGCUGCGCCGAGGGACUGCUGGACGCCGUCAGGGCCACGGACCAGUGCUGCGCGCGCCUCCGCCAGCAGAGCCACGCUACGGCUGGGGCUACGGCUACGGCAACGUCGCGCCCCGCGCGCAUCCCACAGCCCCCACAGCCCUCCCAGAAGUUCUACAGCAUGGCUGCCCAGAUCAAGCUACUCUUGGAGAUUCCUGAGAAAAUCUGGAGCUCCAUGGAAGCCUCUCAGUACCUGCGUGCCACCCAGCUUUACCUGCUCUGCUGCCACCUUCACAGCCUGCUCCGGCUGGACUCCAACAGUGGCUGCUAUAGCCCUGUUCUGGCCCGUUUCCCGAUCCUCGUCCGUCAGGUGGCAGCAGCCAGCCACUUCCGGUCAACCAUUCUGCAUGAAACCAAGAUGAUACUCAGAUACCAGACUGUGUCUGACCAGGCCAUUGCAGAGGCCUUGUCUUCAGUCAUGCUUCUAGAAGACAGUUCUCCUCGACAGGCCCUCGCAGAUUUCCUGUUAGCCAGAAAGGCCGCCGUUCAGCAGCUUCUCAAUCAGCCGCACCAUGGUGCUGGUAUUAAAGCUCAGAUUUGUUCAUUAGUGGAGCUGCUGGUCACUACUCUGUUCCAGGCCCAUGCCCUCUUCUACACUUUGCCUGAAGGUGUGCUGCCUGAUCCAUCCCUUCCAUGUGGCAUACUCUUCUCUACCCUGGACUCUGUCACAAGCCAGCGGCUUGCAGGGAAAGGCAUCAUCAGUGUCUUGCAAGAGAUGAAGCUGUGUAGCUGGUUCAAGUACCUCCCAGCCUCCAUUGUGGAGUUCCAGCCAGCUCUUCGGACUCUUGCACACCCCAUCAAUGAGGAGUACCUGAAAGACACUCUACAGAAAUGGAUCAGCAUGUGUAAUGAAGACAUCAAAAUUGGGAUCACCAAUUUGCUGGUUUAUGUAAAGAGCCUGAAAGGCCUUGCAGGGAUCCGAGAUGCUGCGUGGGAGCUGCUCACCAGCGACUCCAUGAGCCGCAGCUGGGAGGUGGUGUGCCGACGCCUCCUGGAUAAGCGCAUCUCCUUCUGGGAGGACCUGUUGCAGCAGCUGUUCCUGGACCGACUACAGACACUGACAAGAGAAGGCUUUGAUUCUAUCUCCAGCAGCUCCAAACAGCUUCUGGCUUCAGCUCUGCAGGAGCUCGAAGCCAGUUCCAGCGCCUCCCCCAGUAAGCAGGUUCAGUUUGAACACAAUAUGUCUCUCUUUCUCUGGUCAGAGAGUCCUUCUGACUUGCCUUCAGAUGCCGCAUGGGUCAAUGUGGCAAACCGGAACCAGUGUGCCAGCAGCGGCCUCUCCAUGAAAGCCCAGGCCCUCAGCCCCUACGUACAGAGCUUUUGUCUUGCCCUAGACUCCAAACUGAAGGUCAUACUGGAUGACCUCUUGUCAUACCUUCCCUCAGAUGCACCCAAGGAGGCCUCAGGCGUGCAGAUCAAGAAUUCGGCUUUUGAUAGGUAUUCGGAUGCGGGCACUGUGGAGGGAAUGCUCCGAAACUACUGUGCCACCUGCACCGAACAGAUAGUGGCAUGUGUGCGUACUGAGCUGCAAGGGGCCGAGGCUGUGCUACAAAGGCUGGCCCAUACCCUCUGUCGUUCCAAGCUCUCCUCAGUUCUGUUCAUGGCCAGGCUCUGUCAAUCCCUUGGAGAACUGUGUCCCUAUCUAAAGCGAUGUAUUUUGGGCAAAUCGGGCACUUCAGAGAAACCUGUGAGGGAGCCCCGGUCUACAAAGAAACAGACGAAAGGAAAAGCUCAGGAAGUGAAUCCUGUUCUAGCAAAAUGGCAAGAAGUGAAAGGGCAGCUCCUGGAACAGAGUCUGCUGGGAUACCGGCUCUGGAGCACGGCCAUCACAAAUGUCCUGGCUCAUGAUUUCACCCAGUCAUUACUUCUUGAUGAUGCUGGUUCUAUCCUAGCUAUGGCCACCAACUGGGAUGAGCUAGAAAUCCAGGAGGAGACAGAAACUGGGAGCAGUGUAACAUCCAAGAUUCGACUGCCAGUACAGCCAUCCUGGUAUGUACAAUCCUUCCUCUUCAGCCUGUGUCAGGAAAUAAAUCAGGUUGGAGGCCAUGCCUUGCCAAAGGCAACACUGCAGGAGAUGCUAAAGGGGUGCCUGGUUCAAGUAUUAGCAGGCUAUGAAAAGCUUUCUGAAGAGAAGACAACAAAGAAAGAAGGUACAUUCCCAAUGACCCAGAACAGGGCGCUGCAGCUACUUUAUGAUCUGCGUUAUCUCAAUAUUGUGUUGACAGUCAAAAGUGAAGAGAUGAAAAGUAGUCGAAGUAAACAGGACUCCAGAAUAGAAAAAGUAACAGACUUCUUAGAAGGUCUCAUAGAUCCUUUUGACCUAGAUGUUUUUACACCACACUUAAAUAGCAACCUUAAUCGCCUGGUGCAACGAACCUCGGUUCUAUUUGGAUUGCUAACUGGUAUGGACAAUCAGUUUUCUGCCCGGAGCAGCACCUUCAACUCCCAAGAGCCCCAUAAUAUACUACCACUGGCAUCAAGUCAGAUCAGGUUUGGACUUCUUCCACUUAGCACAACUAGCACAAGAAAGGCUAAGUCCACUAGCCGAAGCACAGAACCCAAAGACCAGGUUGUACUUCCAACACUCUCCAGAGCAGAAGAUGACAUGAUGCGUCCUGGUUCCUUGUUCAGACAGCUUGUCACAGAGGAGGAAGACACAUCUACACCAUCUCUUUUCAAACUUAGUUGGCUCUCUAGUAUGACUAAAUAAAAUGAAGCAAUUUAUCAGGACAUACCUCUCCUUUUCUAAAUAAAUAUUACCAUGUAUUUA